Messenger RNA from Solanum verrucosum, 2281 nucleotides. RefSeq names its product ABC transporter B family member 29, chloroplastic. Gene Ontology annotation, biological process: transmembrane transport. Gene Ontology annotation, cellular component: membrane. The transcript is spliced from 10 exons. NCBI's taxonomy places the organism in Eukaryota, Viridiplantae, Streptophyta, Magnoliopsida, Solanales, Solanaceae. The coding region runs from base 65 to 1984 and encodes 639 amino acids. Gene Ontology annotation, molecular function: ATP hydrolysis activity; ABC-type transporter activity; ATP binding. The record is from RefSeq and is a predicted model, not a curated record.
CAAAAUCCGAGUGUAUGGAUGUUAAGGGACCAAAACCGCAAAUACCUAAAUUAACCACCGGGAAAUGUCCCUAAUUCACCUGAAACCGCCGUAUCACGGCCGUUCGCCGCCCCUUCGCCGCCACAAACUCACAGUCCCCCGCCAGGUAACCAAACCAAGUACUAACAUCAUCUUCAAUUUCUCCAUUUCCACCUCAGCCUUAACAAUAAAAUCAUCAUCUACACGCGCCGCUGCGAACUCCGGCAAGUUCAUUUCUCCGUUCACCUCUAUAGCUCCUCUUAAACCUUAUCUCCUUUCGGAAUGGAAACCGAUUCUCUGUGGAUGGCUCUGCAGUGUUUUAUCUGUUUACUCUCUGUCCAAAAUUGUUCCCAAAGUUGGAAAAUUCUCGUCUCUCAUGAAUCCGUUGGAUGUUGUGAGGCUGAGAGAGGAGUGUUUGGUUUUGGGAGGUUUGUUUUUCGUUCGACUCGUUGGUAAUUAUCUGCAGCAAGCGUUUCUAUGGGAAGCUGCGUUGAAUUGUGUGUAUAAGAUGAGGGUUUGUGUUUUCCAUAAGGUUUUGCAGAGAGAUUUAGGGUUCUUUGAGGGAGAAAAUGGGAUUGCUGCUGGAGAUGUUGCUUAUAGGAUUACUGCUGAAGCUUCUGAUGUUGCUGAUACUGUUUAUUCUCUCUUGAAUACUAUUGUACCAAGUAGUCUUCAAUUAUCAGCAAUGGCAGUUCAGAUGUUGGUCAUCAACCCUGUUCUAUCAUUACUUUCCGCCUUGGUGAUCCCAUUGAUGGGUUUUGUGAUUGGUUACUUGGGCGAAAAACUUCGUGAUGUAUCAAACAAGGCACAUCUUGCUGCUGCUUCUCUCUCUUCCUAUCUGAAUGAGAUCCUCCCAUCAAUUCUUUUUGUGAAGGCAAACAAUGCGGAGUCCUGUGAAAGAAAGAAGUUCCAGUCACUUGCUUUUGCUGAUCUAUCUGCGACUAUGGGAAAGAAGAAGUUGAAGUCAUUUAUUCCUCAGUUGGUACAGGCAAUAUAUUUUGGCACCUUACUCACAUUUAGCGGUGUAACGCUGCUUGUUUCAAAAGGCUCAAUUGAUUGCUCUGCCAUGGUUUCUUUUGUGACAUCCCUGGUUCUGUUGAUCUCCCCAAUCCAGGAUGUGGGAAAAGCAUACAACGAAUUAAAACAAGGAGAGCCAGCAAUUCAGCGUCUAUUUAGUUUGACAACAUUUGAACCAGAGGAAAUUGUGAACCCAGAUGCUGUUGACUUAGAUUGUGUUGCUGGAGAAGUAAAAUACUCUAACGUCUCUUUUAGAUAUGGAGACAAUGGACCUCUUGUAUUGAAAAACAUGGACUUACAUAUUAAAUCUGGUGAAAUAGUUGCCCUGUGUGGACCAUCAGGAGGAGGAAAAACAACUCUUGUAAAACUCCUUCUUCGCUUAUAUGAUCCUUUACAAGGUUCCAUUUUCAUUGAUGGUUUGGAUAUUAGAGGCAUACGAAUCGAGAGUUUAAGGAGAAACAUUGGUUUGGUCUCUCAAGAUACAACAUUAUUUUCUGGAAGUGUCGCCGAGAACAUUGGAUAUAGGGAUAGAAUGACUGGUAUUGAUAUGGAGAGAGUGAAGCUUGCUGCCAGAACUGCAAGUGCCGAAGAAUUUAUUGAAGCGCUUCCUCUUAGCUAUGAGACAAAUGUUGGACCUAGGGGCUCAAUUUUCAGUGGAGGGCAGAAGCAAAGAAUAGCUAUUGCUCGGGCUCUUUAUCAGGAUCCAUCUAUUCUAAUAUUGGAUGAAGCUACUUCAGCAUUAGACAGCAAGUCAGAGCUGUUGGUAAGACAAGCUCUGCAGCACCUGAUGCAAAAUCGUACCGUACUAGUGAUUGCUCACCGCUUGGAAACAGUUUUAAUGGCUGAACGAGUUUUCCUUUUAGAUGAUGGAUACUUGCAGGAGGUUCCUCGCUCCUCUCUUUUGGACGGUCAAGGUGGCUCACUGGCAUCGAUGAGUUUAACAAUAUGAUGUUUAUAUGAAGCUAAAGGUCUGCUUCUUGGAAAUGAAUAUGCAUUUGUUGCUCUAGUAUGGAAGUAUGUCCUACAACUUUCUUAUCCUUCCAAUGUAAGCUGCUCGUCGCAUCAAAUGCCCCUUUAUAUGAAGCUAAAGGUCUGUAAGGUGCUGUAAAUUUCUUGAACAAGUACUUACAGAGUGAUGUAUAUGAUUGUAUAUCUUUACAUACGUUAGAAAAUGCAAUAGAGGCAAUACAAUAAUGUCGUUUUUUUGCCUCAUCUGUUAUAGUGGUAAAUGAUCAAUUGAUUUAAG